GUAUUCUCAACGCAAAAAGUAUGCAAAAAUAGUGUUUUUUCCGUGUAAUUAAAGCGAAAAUUGUGCAAUAUUAAACAAAACUGUGCCAAGUGAAUGUGAAAGACUACCCAAGUAGCGACUGGCAAAAGACGUCGCCAUGGAGUCAUCAGACGCAACAAUGGAGGAGCAGAAGCUUAUGUCGGAGGCCAAGUACCGCAAUUAUAUGACGAAUAUUGACAAAGCGCUGCGUAAUUUCGAAUACUCCAGCGAGUGGGCGGAUUUAAUAUCGGCGCUAGGCAAGUUGAGCAAGGCUAUAUCGAGCAAUUCGCAGUAUCCAGUAAUACCAAGACGGUUGAAGAUUUCGAAACGUUUGGCACAAUGUAUGCAUCCCAAUUUGCCGUCCGGUGUCCAUUUGAAGGCACUGGAAACCUAUUCGGUUAUAUUUAGUAAAACUGGUCCGGAACGUUUGGCCUCGGAGUUCAUUUAUAGCGCCGGGCUCUUUCCGCUGCUUGGCUAUGCGGCAAUGAAUGUUCGCCCCGCACUCCUGUCCAUCUACGAAAUGUAUUUUGUGCCGUUGGGAGAUAAAUUGCGUCCGGCGUUGAGCGGUUUCUUGAAUGGUGUGCUUCCCGGAUAUGAGUGUGGACUGGACCAUUUUGAGCGGACCAGCUCACUUUUGAAGAAAGUUUGCAUAGCCGUCAAUCCCAUGCAUUUCUACACAGUUUUGUGGGAAUCGGCAGCUACUAAUGCUGCAAUUCGUCUGCCUGCUAUCACAUAUGUUCUGGAGCACUUUAACAAACGUCUGGAUAUGCGAGAACAAGUCUACAUCAUGGGCCACAACCAGGAGGUAAUGAUGUCUGCGUUAUGCGCCUGUCUCAACGAUUCUGUGAUAUUGGUGCAACGGAACACUCUGGAGUUUCUGCUGCUCGGCUUCCCCAUGCACACAACACUGCUGGGCGAAGAGGAUCUGGUCAAGCUGGUGACCAAUGGUCUUAACACUAUACUAAGGCGUGACAUGUCUCUAAAUAGACGACUAUUUUCAUGGCUGCUCGGUGCUGAGGUUUCGAAGAAUUCGCCCACCUAUGACACACUCUCCUUAGACGCGGUACCUGUAGAUGAGGAGCCAUACUUUGUGAAGCACUCUCGUCACAUACUGAUACGUGCGCUGAUCAAUACACUGCGCAUCAGUCUUGAGUGUGCGCCAAUGGACCUAAAACCCUAUCGAAUUAUGUUGUCGCUACUGGAUAAGGCAGACAUUGGCAGCGCUGUUCUGGACUUUGUCUUGUGUGACAUUAUUCGAACCAUGUACAUAUCCAGCGGCAAUUUGGAAGCCCUAAAAUCGGCCAACUUGCUUUUUGCCACAUUCGAUCCGGCCUACAUAUGGAGCUUUAUGACAAACAUGUUCGACAAUGCCUGCCAGCAGGCACAAGCAACAGACAUAGCGCAGCGUCAAUCGAAAAUCGAGAGCAAGUACCCAUGUGAUGUGGGUUCUGGAGACCCAUUUGUGAUUGAAAUUUGUGUGCUUACCGAAUUCCUCCUCGAAACAGUCUCCCUCGAAAUGUAUAGAGAGACAACAUGCGUUUAUCUGCCAAAAGUAUUCUUAGCCGUCACACAACUGCUCUCCCUCUACAUGGAUCAUGUGACCAGCGAAGAGAUAACAGCCUCGCUCAAGCUCUGCAUGAAAAUUGUGUCGCGCGUUCAGCCCAUGAUAACCAGUCCCAUUAAAUUGGCGCCCACAAUGACUCAAUGUGCUCCAUCGUUCGAGGAUAAAAGCAAAAGCAUAGAAGCACAAGGGAGCUCUGGUAGCGGUACAGGCACCUCCUCGCUGGAGAAGAGCAAAUCUGAUUCGCGUCUAAAUCAUUUUGCCGACAACUUGAUGCAUAGCAAACACAAUAACCAGGACGAGGUUAUAAGACGCUCGGCUUCGAAUCACAGCGUCGGUCGUCAUAGUCCAAAGAAGAAGGCCAAGUCGUUCUCACGUCUAUCGGAGCUCGAUAAAGAUAUAAGCGCUUCGGAUACGGGCCAGCAAUCCUCUUCUGACUUGGAUACGCCACGCAGCAUUAAGAAAAUAAAGGCAAAGGUUCCAUUCGGGCUUCGAAGCAGUCCCAAAAAGACUCGACCCAAGGAUAUUGUGCUAAUACAAGCAAAGGCUGAUGACAAUCCAGCAGCAAAGGCAGAUGAUGAAGCUGAAACUGUCGAUACGCCCAAAAGCGCACCACCUGAUCAACUGGAGGGUGGGAACAUCGAUAGCUUUGUAUUGGAUGAUGAAACAAAGGAGGCAGAGAAGCGCGGCUACUCCAUAUUGGAGAAAUGCAUACGCCAGUAUGAGAUCUUCUUUGAGGUCUACCUGGCACGCAAAUUGCUGAAAAUAGAAAACGCCACUCCCGAUACUAUUGUCGAUGCUAAUAAAUGUCCGGUCAAAGUUCAACUGCAGCGCAGCAGCAGCGGCGGCGCAACCCACAAUGCCAACCUCUUCAUGGUCGAGCAUGUUGUGGAGCAUGAGUGCGAGAAGCGAGUGCAGCAAAUCGAGCGUUUAUUUAAGCUGUUGCGCGUAGAUGUUGUGCCUCGUUCGAAGCAACUACAGCGGUUGCUCCACCGCUCGUUGCCGCCGCAGUUUACCUCGGCCAGCGAAUUGAGCAGCGACAGUGACCCGGAUGCGGAACGUGAAAAGCUGGGGAUCGAUUCCCAGACACAGCAGAGUGUGCAGCAAUUGAUGGAACUGCAUGUUAGUGAUUCACUGCGUGCUGCUGUCAAAUUAGCCGCCACCUUGCUGGUCGAAAUGUCCACGUUUCCCAAUUGUAACAAGCACAUUGUCCUAGACAAGAAUGUGCAAGAGCUACCCAAUUGGCUGAAGGUUCUGUGCCUCGUCGCCUGCUUCACCCAAGCUGAUAAGGAACUACAAGUUUCCGCCAUCACAACGCUCUUCGAUCUAAUCAGCCUUCUUCGCUCCCAAAUCGAACAUGCCACUAGUCCGGGAGUCACGUUCGUCGUCAUGCUGCCCCUCCUUAAGUUUGGCCACGUUAGCUACAUGGAGCAGAACACGCGCGUGUUUCAGCUUGUCACAUCGACAUUGUGGGACUAUUUGGGACCAGAGAUGGAUCCAGCACAGAUCGCUGCACUGCUCUAUCAGCUGCACAGUUGUCUGGAAAGCGGUCUCGUUGAAACGGUAAUUGGAAAUCGCAUGUACGCACAGUAUUUGCUGCACCAUUUUGAGACGAAUGGUCUGGACAAAAGUGCCUGCAAGAUGCGUACGACUAGCUCCUUGCAGAUAUUUAAUAAUGAUCGUGUGUCGGAUGUGCACAUGAUUUGUCCUUCGAGCUCGAUGGAACGAUUGCGUGAGAGCAAGUCACGGAGCUACAAGAAAUUCGAACUACUCUGGCAUUUGGGUCGCGACAAGCAAACGUCGCGUGGGUUUGAGAAGACAUUGCUAAAAGUUUUGGACACAUUGGCCCUUCCUCAUUACAUGUCAGAGCGAACGUUCGUAACGAAUUGGCUGCAGGCGUCGCUUCUGCGCGGCGAUUUAUCGCGCCUGACAAAACCGUUGUUUAAAAUACUGCUUGCCGCCAAUUCAAAGCGGGUGGGUAUCGUCCAUAUGCAGCAUUUAUAUCGUGAGGCAGACGAAACGACAGGUAAUGACGAACCGAAUGACCAGAGCGAGCGUUAUAAUGGUUCCUUCGAACGCGAUGUAUACGCGAUUAGCUCAGAGCACGGAAACAUUAAAUACCAUCACAUGGAGCCUUCAAGCAGCAAGAAAAAGAGUCCCAUACGUAAUUUUCCAAAGAAGAUAUUUGGCGUGACGCUGAGUGGCAAAGCGAACAAAACUUCCAAUUUUGUUAGCGACAAAUCAGCGAUGACCCCAACAUUAUCAACUGAAGUGGCACAGGAUCUAACCACAAUUGGUCUGAUCAUAAAUCCUUUGGAGAAUUCGCGCGAUUUCGAUGACGAAACUGAUUUUGAGGAGCCCAAAAUAGAGCUAGCGGCGAGUAGCAAAGAUGAGCAAACACCACUGGAGGAAAAAAUUGCGAACGCAAUGGAUGAAUCGGAUCAGCAGCCACCACAAGACGAGCCUUCAAAUGAGCAAGAAACCGAUUCUCGGAUCCACUUUGAACAGGACUUGACGGACGAUUCCGAUAGCAGCGACUUUGAGUCAGACUCGGAAGUGCGGGAGCCGAGCAUCGAAAAGGAAGAGAGCCCAACUGUAAGCUCCGGCGCAGGCGUCAGUGGCAGUGCAGCAACCGCUGGAUGCGAUGAUGUGACACGUUUUGUGGGUGAUUGUGCCACAGACAUGAUGACCCAACACGAACGCAUCAAGAGUCGUAAGACCUAUCGGUUGACGCGUGAGAAAACGCCGGGGGAAUCAAGCCUUUUGUCAACCACCACUACAACAACAACCGAUGAGCAAGCCUCGAUAGACGCGUCAAGUGUGCCAGAUAAUGAGCACGCCCUACCAGCGGAUGAAUAUUUUCGCGAAGUCAAACCAUUAACCAGCAAUGACCAGGAACCGAGUAUUUUGCCAUUCAAAAAAUCGGACAAAAAAACAUCUCGCCACUUGGCUGGUGGAUCCAAAGAGAAGCGCAAGCGUAAAAAAUUUCUAACUAGCAGCGAUAAGAAGCGGCUCAGUUGUAUAUCGAAAACAUCUACGGACAGUAACAAUAGUCAUGGGGAAGCGCCAGUCGCUGCUGCUGUCGAAGAAGAUGCUGAACAUAACGCAGAGCCCUGUGUGCAAAGUGAAGAUGAGACCGUUGAGUCUGAAUCACAAACAGUUUCGUUGCAGACUAUCUCAGAUAAUGCGGCGACCAUCAAUGUAGAGGAUAAGCGUCGCAAUCUGAGCCUUGAGACUAGCAAACUGAAACAAGACUGGGAACUCACUCAGAAGACGCUGGAGAAGAGCAAACAAAAUGUCGAGAUUCUGCGUCAGAAUGCCGCUCAAAAUGCCGAAGAACUAAGCAUACGCUCCUCCACAAAAAGCUGUAGCUCCCUCAGUGACAUACGCAAGAUGCGUAAUGCGGACGUAGUGCAUCUGUUCCACAAUCAUCUGCUUAUAUAUUUGGCAAUCUAUGACACCAGACAGACAUUGUACGCUUUUCAGACGCUUCGCAACAUUAUAAGCUGCGACAAACGCACCUUUUUGUGUCUCUCGAUCACAACUUCCUUCUCCAGCGGCAGUCUCAAAGAGAUGUUGAUUCGUCAUCGAAAGAGUAUUUCAGGCAAGGACUUUGGUGGCAGCGUCAACAACUCGGAGUACGCGCAAAGUUAUCGCGGUUGCAUGCAUUUGGAGCUUCUUGUGACCCUUUGUCUGUUCUAUGCCCGCGGCUACUUCCAUCGCGAGUCUUUGGACGCAAAGAGUGAGGCACCAACACUGGAUGACAUUGCCAACAACAGAAGAGUACAGUUGGAGAGCAUCGAUUUGCUCACCCUCAUCUGCACCGAACUCAUUGAUAUUGUUAAGGGCAUGGGCAAAGGACUUGCCUGCUAUAUUGCCGAUCUAAUGGCGCGCUGCAAGCUGCAGAAAGUGAUCCUUCAUUGUCUGAACUCCUCGGUCUGCACCUAUGGACGAACGUUGCGCAAUGUUGGCGGCAGCUUUGCCGAGCAGGUGCUCAGCUUCAACGAUCCACAGGACGAUCAUCUACAUGCCGAAUGCUUUCAAGUGCAGGUGCUGCGUUUAUUGCUGGCUGUCAUUAAGCUGGAAUACGAGGUCGAUUUUUUGCGCAAUGAUUUGGCGACCAAUGGUGGCAGCAACUCUGCCUCAGCUGCCGGCAAGGAUGAGGUCACAGGCAAUGUAUCGCCGACGCGCCUUGCCCAACUUAAUGCCGAAGUAGCCAACUCGAAUGUCAAGUACUUGCCCAAUUGCCUGAUUAGUCAGCAGCCAAUGUUUUUGGCCGCCGUCCUCAGUGCGUUGCAAGACGAGCGUCUGCGACAUUUGCAUCGCAAUUGGACGCAUUUGGUGACCAGUUCACUUAACUGUUUCAACUUCGGAUCACUGACCAACAUCGUGAUUAGUGUAGUGCAUCAAUUAUGCAACAAUAUCGAUCGCAUUGCCAAACUGACUCUAAAGGAACAGGAGAACUUUCCCCCAGACUAUGUGGUGUCGCAGCUAGAGGCCGUCACUAUACUCUGUCAUUAUUGUUUGCUGGACAACACACAGCAAACGGCACUGUCGCAUCUCUUUAAUCAAGCAUAUCCGCAGACGAGUGCAGCCUCCCAAAGCUCCAACACGGGCCAGCUGCUCAACAACAUUGUGCACUCGUUCCUAUCCAGCAACGCCAGCAGCGCCUCCAGUGACGCACAUAUGCCGCGCAAUCCACACCUACAGGCGGCACGCAAUGCGGUACUCUCUCAUCUGUCUCGCAUCAUGACCAGCGUGGCGGCCAUUUGGGACAGUUCGCUGGGCCAAGUGCGUGCUGUAAAGCAACAGCUUAUGGAGUUCCUGUCACCAGUGUCGCUCCAUCAUGGCUGCAAUUUCCUAACUGCCGUAGCGGUUACAUGGCAAGAGCGUGGUGAGGCCCAUCGUCGCCGCUCGAAAAUCACAAGUCAAUUGUCAAUAGCCGAGCAAUUCCAACGCAACUCCAUGCUACAGGCCUGCCCGGAGCAGCUGAGCUUGGUAGCGCUUGUAUCGAGCAUACGUGUCAUGCCAAUGGACUCAUUUGUACAGACCCUGCAUCUGGUGGUUAAAUCACCGCCACCCAUUCAUCGGCCGCCCGCCUAUCUGAGCAUUGAGGUUAGUGCCCUAGAGUUGUUCUAUUUCUACAUGAAAUCAGCGUCGGCCCCUCAACUUGCUGAUGCCUGGGCCUCGUUGUUGGUGCUGAUACGUGACGGCAUGAAUCUGACACCACCGGCUCAGUUUGCUCUGCUUAUGCUGCUGAACGAAUUCGUUCAGCGCUGCCCACAGAUGCCGUUUCAGGACAAAAAAGAGGUACGGGAACUGCACGAUGUCACUUCACGGCUAGUGGACUCGUUGUCGACCGUGGCCGGUGCUUGUCUAGAGCAGACGACAUGGCUGCGUCGUAAUUUGGCCGUCAAGGAGGACACUGAUGGCAAUACAAAGGAUAAUAGCAUGGGUGGCAUCCAACAGUAUUCUCUGCAGGCCCAAAGUGUGUUGGCUGCCAUACUCUCGAACCUGCUGGACGUCGCUUACGGUUCACAGGAGAAGGACAAGGUUGUGACUAUUGUCACAACGCUGCUCUAUAAUAUAACACCCUAUUUGAAAAAUCACACGGCACGCAAUGUGCCCUCCUUUUAUGCUUGCUCCGCGCUAGUGGCUAGCCUAAGCACUUUUCAGUACACACGCAAGGCGUGGCGCAAGGACAUGCUGGAUUUAAUGCUGGACAAUGCCUUCUUCCAAAUGGACAUCUCAUGUCUGCCCUUCUGGCGUCAGAUACUGGAUAGUCUCAUGACCUAUGACAAUACUACAUUCCGUGAACUCAUGACGCGCGUUUCACUCUCACAGGCGGGCAGUCUCAAUAUUUUUGCAUCACGCGACCAGGAAUAUGAGUUGCGUUCCAUGCUUUUGAAACGCCUUGCUUUCGUCAUCUACUGCAGCGAGUUUGAUCAGUAUAGCAAAUAUAUGCCCGACAUUCAAGAGCAAUUGGUCAACAGUCUUCGUCUAUUGCCCCUGGGACCUUCAGUGCAGGCUGCCGUUUUCUUAUGCUUCCGCGUCCUGUUGCUGCGCAUGUCGCCCGACCACGUUACCUCCCUGUGGCCCAUUAUUAUUGCUGAAAUGGUGCAUGUAUUUCUUGCCAUGGAACAUGAACUCAAAUCAGAGAGCGACGAUCGCAGUCAACAAUCACGUCUGCUAACCAGCAUCGACAUGUCUUGGUCAUCGAACUCCACCAAUAAUGGCACUAGUUCACAGUCGCCCAUGCAACAUUGGCGGUCUGUGCAAUUGGAGGCCUGUAAGCUACUCGAAUUGGGCUGCGUGCUGCCAGCAACGAUGCUGCCACACUUCCAAAUGUAUCGCUGGGCGUUUGUGGGCACCGAGUUCGAUGCACACGAGGAGGUGCCGGUGCCCAAUGGCGUGGAAAGCAUUCCCAAUUCUCUUUAUGUACCGCAUGUGCGUCGUGUAGCUCGGCUGAUGGAUAUGAAGUACAUCACCCACUCACCACUGCUAACUCGACGGAACAGCCAUCAUUUGAUGCUUACAUUCCAGCAAAUUCAAACGCUGCAGGAGCUCUAUCCGUUCUUCUCCACACUGAGCAUUAGCUGCCCGAAUCCGCACAACUUCGCGGACAUGGAGAAGGAUGUGAACGACUGUGUGCAGGAGAUUGAAGAGCUAUUAGCCAAGGACUUCUUGGAGAAGCUGCCGAGUAAUACAACACCUAGAUGAAAACUGGCAGUUGCCUUCAGGCAGUUUAGCAUGACACAGUUUAAUCUUGAGCUGGAUGAUGUAACUAUGGGCGCGCCAGCGGGCAGCAGCAAUUUUCCACUUGAUUUCAGCUAUGGAGUAGAGCCAAAUGCUGGACAGACGGCACGUAUCUUUGCGGCUUUUCAGUCGAAAAUCACAAACCAAAAUGCUGAGACAAGCUUCACACAAGUCACAAAGAAGACCAAUUUUCCAUUCUAUGUUUAAGAAGUUCGGCAGGACAAGUGCAGUAGUGAAUAUUAUUAUGUAGAAGUAUUAAAGGACAAUAUAAAAAAUGUAUGUUGUAUAUGUAGAAAGUCGAGCUGGCAUAAUAAAUAUGAUUGAUUUUUUGUUUAAAAUGUUGCGAGUACAAGAUAUAGAUAUGUUUGGCUAUUAUAUGAUAUGUAAUUAUGUAGGAAUAUGUACGUAUGUUUGAACUGUUGAUAAAUACCUUGUAACGGAAUAAAUCGCCUGUUAACAAAACACUUUAUUUAUUUAAGUAAGCUAAAAAAUUGUACAUUGUAUAAAUGCCCGGCUAAUUGAGUUUCUCUCCCGGUAUAUCGUAUAUUAAUCUAUGAGUCAUCAGCGUAAAAUAUGUCAUAAUUAUUAUUAAAAAUUUCUUGUAUAUAGGUACUACUGAAUAGUAUGCUUUUAUACUCCAUCUGAUGAAACAAUUAAAACAAAAUUAUCAACUUAA
Molecule: messenger RNA, 9011 nt
Organism: Scaptodrosophila lebanonensis
Lineage: Eukaryota; Metazoa; Arthropoda; Insecta; Diptera; Drosophilidae
Product: protein dopey-1 homolog
Exons: 11
Coding region: 137-8299 (2720 amino acids)
Biological process (GO): Golgi to endosome transport
Cellular component (GO): trans-Golgi network; endosome
Source: RefSeq, a predicted model, not a curated record